AUGGACCUGGCGGAGAAGCGGAAGCAGCUGGAGGCCCUACGCGCCGCCCGGCAAGCGAAGCAGCAGGUAGUGGAGCAGUACAUCUCUGGCCGCUCCUCAAACCCGGAUGGCAGCCCGACGUCCUCGACGUCCUUGUCGAGGAGUGCCCUUGCUUUGGCACUGCCUGCCAGUGCUGCUGCGGGCGACUCAGCAGCAGCGGCAGGCACCUCAACUUCGCCAAGGUCGGCACUGCCAUUGUCGCUUCGUAGCCGCAGCGGUGGAGGGCGGCUGUCUGUGUCGUCGACUCGCGGCUCCGCUGCCACAGCCAAAGCUGCCGCCCCUUCUGCGGCCUCAUCGCCUGUCACGCCGACCACCCCGACAGCGCAGAAGGCGCGCCCGACAACCCCGAGUAAGCAGUCCGCUCCCUCGCAGACUCAAGCUGCCGCCGCCGACGGGGGCGUCGCACCUCGAUCGAUUCACUUCGUGUCAAUGAACAAGGAUAGCACGGCGGCGCACGCUGCCAUGGCCGGCUUCUCUGCCGCUUCUCCAAACGCGCGCCCUGUUGUCGGGUCGCUUUGUGGAUCAGCUCUGCCGACGGUUGCCUCAAGGGCAGCCGCCGCGCCUCCAACAGAGGAAGGACUGGCCGCUUAUGGGGGCUGGGGCUUCCUGCGAAAGUGUAUGCGUGUCCCGGCGCGGGAUGCCACCGGGGCUACGGUGACGCAACCCGUCUGCAUCUUCAACCCUUCUGUGCUGCUCGGUGAUGUAGCCGGGUCAGUCGAGAGUAGCCGCCGACGCGUCAUCUUGGACUCCACCUCGUGCCUCGUGCCCUACGACGGCGCGGCUGCCGGCCAGCGACUCAGCGACGGUGCCAUGAUGACACUGCCUACGGUGUGGUCGGUGUGCGUGGCAGCGGCCUACGGAUCGUGCGACUCUCCCGCUGUAACGAGUGGCGGCAAUGGCGGUGAGCUUUCGGUGAACACGCGCUGCCAUGGCAACACCGACCCGGCAGGGCCGGACAAUCGCACGGGCGCCAGCGCGCUCGACCCGCUGUUCAUGCUCAGCACUGGUGGCACCUCUGUCGGGAUGUCCCAGCAGCGCGCCAGUGCGGCUGCGAGGCCGGCGACCGGUGCCGCUGCCGCUGCGGCUGCUGCGAGGGUGCGUGCCUCCAUGGAUUUCGGGUAUCCGUGGGGCUCCGCCUCCGCCGCACCGUCGGCUGUGCCGGGCGCCACGACGGAGUCGGCUCUGAAGGUGGCGAAGGAGUCACCAGGACUUGUGCUGGCGUGGCUCCUCGUGCCUCUGCCUGCCAACACGAUGCCUCGAAAGGAGGGCUCCUUUGCCGGGGCUGCAGCGGCUCCUGGUGGUGGAUUCGUGAGCUGCGUCAGCGGCGACAUAACAACGAUGCCUGAGCACGUUGUGAUUGUGCUCCCUCUCGUGUGCGACUCGGAGGUGACGACACUGCUCGCCCAUCCAUUGCAGCCAUCGACGCUGCUCGGUGGAACCCGGUGUGGCCGGAUCGUGCAGUGGUCGAUUGGGCAGGCGUGGGCACAGAUCGAACCACGCCGGCUACUGGAGCGGGCGCUUGCGACGACGGGCACCACAACGACUCUGCUACUUCCGCCACAGCGGCCAGCCCACUCGUCGUUUCCGUCGCCGCAGGCACACCAGGCGCCAGUGUUGCGCAUGGCUGUUCACGGCGACGCCAGCUGCCACCACCUUUACUCUAUCAGCCAAGAGGGCAAGGUGUGCACGUGGACAGCGUCGCAGCCACUGCACCCAGCGGCGUCCUGCCUGUCGUACCUCGGCAUUCGGCCGAUGGGCUGCAUCGGGGUGACGGCGCAGUUCGUGGAGCGGGCCGGCACGGACGCCAUGACAAAGGUUUUCAUUGGCACCACCUCGGGUGCGCUCCUCGUCGGCGCGAACAGGGACGCGAAGUCGAUCGAGCUCCAGUACUAUGGCCCGCCACGCGCGCUGCCAACUUCAUCGACUGUCAUUAGAACACUCGACAUCACCGCCACGUCAGUCUCUACUGCUUCGUUCCGUGACGGCGCAGCGGCCACGGCGUCGACUUGCUUGACAGCCUCACUCGCGCACCCCGCGGGCGCUGACGCUUUCGCGGCUGCUGAGGAGAGCGGUCACCACCACCACCACCACCACCACCUUACCGCGGUGUCCUCGCCAUCACCAGCGACUGCCGCGGUGGCGCGCCGUGUUCAGGCUGCGGCACUGCAGCCGCAUCGAGGUCGCAUCGUCUCGAUGGCUGUGCAGACGGCGACCCACGGCCUGCGGGGUCGUGACUGUGUCGUGUCGGCGGCAACGGACGGCAGCUGCGUCGCCUGGUUUGACCGCUCUGUCAUUCCUCUCGAAGGCUUCUCCUCGGCCGUAACGAGCGUCUGCUGGUCGCCGACGAAGCAAGGCGUUCUCGCCGCCGGUGACGCCAGUGGACUGGUCACCGUGUGGGCUGUGAGCACGAGCAUCAUUACGCCUGUGGUGACCGUGUCGCUGCGUGAAGCGGGCCACCGCGCUCGCGGCAACGCGUCAUCAGACGGGGUGCUGUGGGUGGUGCCAGGGACGAGCGACGCAGCUGCGGGAGCUGGCAGCGGCACCGCCGGUGGCGGUACCUUCGGCUUUGGGGGUGACGACGAUGAGGCCGACGUCUUCGACGGAGAGGAGGUGGGUGCUUCACUGGGUGAGGCUGACGUGGUCGGCACCGCCAUCUCCUCUGUCUUUUUCUCUCGCGACGGGCAGUGGCUUUUCGCGAGUACGGCGAGAGGCUACGUGCACACACUGCACUUGGGCACGUCACUGGUGUAG
This is a messenger RNA of Leishmania major strain Friedlin, 2790 nucleotides long. RefSeq lists its product as hypothetical. Bases 1 to 2790 code for a protein of 929 amino acids. Gene Ontology annotation, molecular function: dynein light chain binding; dynein heavy chain binding. Gene Ontology annotation, biological process: intraciliary transport. NCBI's taxonomy places the organism in Eukaryota, Euglenozoa, Kinetoplastea, Trypanosomatida, Trypanosomatidae. The transcript has a single exon. The record is from RefSeq and is a predicted model, not a curated record. Gene Ontology annotation, cellular component: ciliary plasm; cytoplasmic dynein complex.